GACAUUUUAAGCAAUGGUGGUUAGUUAGGCAUGCAGCAGGAAUGUUGAAGAAACGGGUUGAAGACCUGGCCCUCGCAGCCACUGAUUUACUUGUGCGUCAGAAACAGCUCUCAGUUGGGCUACCCCCUGAUAGCGAGAAAACUAUUACAAGCCCAUUACCACCAGAUGAGCUUGCCACCAUUAUAUACAGUGUAUGUGGGGAAGAUCUCAGCACGGCUUCUCUUACACAGGAGCUGUUGAUAUACUUAGCCAUGUUUAUCAGAACAGAACCUAAACUUUUCAAUGAAAUGUUACGAUUAAGGGUUGGUCUGAUUAUACAAGUGAUGGCUACAGAGUUGGCACGUCUCUUCAAAUGUACAGGAGAAGAGGCCAGUGAUCAUCUUCUGAACCUGAGUCCAUAUGAACUUAAAAUGAUGUUACAUCAUAUAUUGAGUGGCAAAGAGUUCAUGAUUACAACAGGGGAGGAUGUAGACAGAGAAACCAUUUUGGAAUUAUUAACAACGGAUUACGAUGAUGAAUACAAGCUGUCUGUCGUCACGAAACACGCUAAAAAAGAGACGUCUGCAUUUGCGGAGAGAUUGAGUAAAACGUCGACCCCCUCCAAGGUACCAGGUGUGAGCUUCACACCUCCUGGAACAACCUCCAGAAAGAGUGACAUGUUUGAGUCAGAAAUGGAGGACAGACAAGGUCAGUGGCUACGAAGGAGGCGCCUUGAUGGCGCACUUAAUAGAGUACCUGUUGGUUUCUAUACUCAAGUCUGGAAAGUAUUAGAGAAGUGUCAUGGUCUGAGUAUCGGAAAUCAUUUCUUGCCACACAGUCUUACAAGAGAAAUGACAUCAGGGGAGUUCAAGUUUGCGUUACAAGUGGAGCGUGUGUUAAACAUGAUACCACAGCCGGAGUUCCGACAGAUGAUGGUAGAAGCGUUGAUGGUUACGACAAUGUUGGUGGACGGUGACUGUCGUAUCAACCUGAGUGGUCAAGUCAUACACAUUGAUAAAAUUGUAUUCAAUGCAAAUGAUAUAUUCAUUCAAGAACAGAAAAUCUCACCGGAAGUUGUGGCCUCUUCACAGGGAGCUGCAGGUAUAUGUCAGCAUUUAUUUGAUACAGCCCCUAGUGGGAGAUAUGGUACAAUGUCUUAUAUGGCACGAGGACUUGCAAUGGCAUUAAAUCUCGAUCAGCAUCAGAAUCUGGAGUGCAGUAUUAGCUGAUAACUCCACACGCAGCUUUCUGAGAGGACUGAUAUAAAUGAUAUGGAGUCUAAUACUGCAAAUUCACCUAAUUUCGUUGGCAUGGAAUUUUGUGGUUUUGUCACAAAGAACAUUUUUGUGUGUACUUAAAUUUGUGGAUAAAUUUAAAUAAUGUGAUGCAAAAUAUCUUACAGCAGACAGAAUGAAAUUUCAUUGGAUCUUAAUUUCAUGGUUAGACCUAUCCAUGAAAACCACAAAAUUCAGCACCCUCUCAAAUAGUAAUGAUUUUGCAGUAUCCCUUUUCCAGGAAAAGAUGUGUUGUGAACAGCUUUUAUGUAGAGAGUCAUGUUUACAAACAUGUUUACUCUGUUUCAAGCCUUCAUAACCAUUUAAGAGUGAAAGUUUUAAGAUGCUUGUAGUAAAAAGCUAUAGUUAUAGUGAAUUUACUGUCAAACAGUAUUUUGUUUUCAUCUAUGCGCAAGUUUCCUAAGAGAUCUGAUUUGUCCUUGUAAAUGCAGGCUUAUUCUUUUCAGGUGUUCUUAUUUGUUGUUUUCAUCAAUUCUCUUCAAUGUUGGCAGAUUGAUUUUUAAUACUACCUGGCUUUUAUUCAUGCAAAGCUUGCGGCUGCCUUAGGGUAGUUGUUGAUGUGCCAAAUGUCUGUUUUUGCUUUAUUCCUCAUAGUCUUUGUACAAAAAAGUGGAUAACAAUUGAGCUUCUCAAAUAAGGACAAUAUUUAUAUGUAUGAAAUACAUUACUGGCGCAUAUUAUUGUGUGUUAGUUACACUAUUUGCACAUAUUUACAUGUGUUAGUUACAUUACUGGCAUAUACUUACAUGUGUUAGUUACACUAUUGGCAUAUAUUUACAUGUGUUAAUUAUGCUACUGGCACAUAUUUUCAUGUGUUAUCAACAUGUUAUUUGUUUUUAACUUUGGCAAAUGUAUAUGAAUUGUUACCUCAUAAAUCUUAUUACCCUUGGCAAACACACAUGGGGUUGGCUAAGUGAUCAACAGGACUUACUUGUACUCUCAGGGUUGCCAUCUACCUAGAUUGAAACCUUGUAACUGGCAAGUCAUUGUUACCUUGAAAAAGAAACUUUACACUGAUUGUUCCAGGAAUGGAUUCAAGAUUGUGUUGCUUCCUACACAAUCAAACUAAAAUAAAAAUUCUAUAUACAUUAAAUGCACAUGUGUUAGUUUACUGUUAUUAUCAGCCUUAUUUUUCCAGAAUUAUCUGGUAUCUAAACAUGUUAUCAAACCACUUGCCCAUUACCGCUGUGGGUUUGAAUCCUGCCAGGGACUUUUUAUUCUUUCAUGUACAGAAGCUAUCCAGCUAGUAUAUAGAACAUUAGUGGUUCUACUCAGGUGCCUGCUUGUGUCUGACAUAAUGCAGGGAGGUGUACCCGAGGUCGUCCUCCACCAGUAAAGAUAGAAAGACACAUAAUGUCCUCUAUAGUGUUGGUGUGAUGUAAAAAUGGAACAAAAAAUAAACAUGUUAACUUGAAUGUACCUCAAUUUUAACAUUGAGUUUGGUAUGUAUAGGACAAAAAAAAUAAAUUGGCAGUUAAAUAUUUGGACAUUUGCUUCAGAUGAUUUUAAACAGUUGGCACUCAUUAGUUUGUACUACUUCACAGUUCCUUUCCCACAUAUGUUGACACUGCUUAAUGAGAGCAUUAUUUGUCAUUUUGAUGCCUGAAGAAUUAUUUUAAAACAGUUGCAGUGAGUUUUAUUUUACCUGUUAAUUGAAUUUGUAUAUUGAAGUAUAGAUUGGUAAAUUAUGUAUUUUUCACCAGAAUGUUUAUGUUGAUAUUCUUUUAAAGGAACUCCGUGGAGGUUCAAAACCUGAAAAACAUAAAAUUGGAAUUUCUUACAAAGAUCAGAUGGGGCAUUCAAAACAAAAAGAUAUGCAAAAAAGAAUAAAACUGACAAAUAAAUUGAAAAUUGUAUUUUUGUGCUAUUCUUAGUUUGAUUUGAGUGGAAAGCAUGUCAACGCUUUUCAAUUUUGGAAUAUUUUUCACAGUUACAAUAAUUAUUCUGAAAAAAAGAAUGAAUGAUCUGAAAUUCUGCACAAAAGUUUAUACUAAUUUUAGUCUAGACCUACAUCAAGUUAAACAUUAAUCUUGAAAAAAGAUAUACUUCCAGUCCCAUCAUGUCAAAAAACUUCAGUGGAGUCCCUUUAAUUCUUUAUAAUAUGGGCAUUUACAAUGAUAUAUUUAAAUUCAUAACUAAUAAGAAAGGUAACAUUCAAGCAACAUUUUUAUGUGAGUUUAUACAACUAUUUAAUCACUCAACUAACAUAUUUGAGGGACAAGUACGCCUACAUAAGUGUCUACAUAAUUGAAAUUUUAAGCUUUUACCUUUGUUCACAGUAAAAGGGUCCUGUUUUAACUAAUUUUUUAUCCAAUGUUUUAAAAUCUUAGCAAUAUUUGUAAAUAAUUAUGAAAUUUUUUAUAAAUUGAUGUAAAAAUGACAUUUUACAAGAAACUUUAUCUAU
This is a messenger RNA of Ruditapes philippinarum (Manila clam), 3678 nucleotides long. Its product is annotated as probable phosphorylase b kinase regulatory subunit alpha. The record is from RefSeq and is a predicted model, not a curated record. Gene Ontology annotation, cellular component: phosphorylase kinase complex. Gene Ontology annotation, biological process: glycogen metabolic process. Bases 42 to 1208 code for a protein of 388 amino acids. Gene Ontology annotation, molecular function: calmodulin binding. Lineage: Eukaryota; Metazoa; Mollusca; Bivalvia; Venerida; Veneridae. The transcript has 10 exons.